This is a messenger RNA of Prorocentrum cordatum, 444 nucleotides long. The record is from the annotation of a GenBank genome assembly. Lineage: Eukaryota; Dinophyceae; Prorocentrales; Prorocentraceae.
AUGCCCGCAGGACGGGUUCAUAUCAUGGCGCCAGAAAUCACCGUGAUAGUCAGGCUUGCUCCCCCCUGGCCACCACAGGAGAGGAGCAGGAGGGAGGGGGGAGAGGGAGGCCUCCGACCAUCGACUGUCAGUGUGGUUUUCGCCGCCCUGCCCAUCAUCAAUCUAGGGGACCUCUUCAUGCGCUGGACGAACGAGCGCUGGCUGUCGACCCCGCACCGCGUCACGUGCCCCGCGCUCGACGACGCGGCACUCAACGUCCCUCGCAUCUCCAUGCCCUACUUCCAGAUACUGAACAGCGACGCCAGGGUCCAGUGCAUCGAGAGCUGCAUGCAGGAGGGCGAGGCUGCGAAGUACCCGCCCACCACGCAGGGCGAGGACCUCAUGGCGCACUUCAAGCGCUGGGGGCGCAACGCCGAGCCAGCGCCCGGCGCCGGCGACGCCUAG